This is a messenger RNA of Mandrillus leucophaeus (drill), 1031 nucleotides long. RefSeq names its product cyclin-dependent kinase 5 (gene CDK5). Gene Ontology annotation, biological process: axonogenesis; neuron apoptotic process; protein phosphorylation. NCBI's taxonomy places the organism in Eukaryota, Metazoa, Chordata, Mammalia, Primates, Cercopithecidae. Gene Ontology annotation, molecular function: cyclin-dependent protein serine/threonine kinase activity; ATP binding. Gene Ontology annotation, cellular component: cytoplasm; nucleus. The record is from RefSeq and is a predicted model, not a curated record. Bases 55 to 837 code for a protein of 260 amino acids. The transcript is spliced from 11 exons.
CCGGGGCCAGAGUCUUAAAACCGAGGGCCCGCAGGGGUCCCCGCGGCCGCCGCGAUGCAGAAAUACGAGAAACUGGAAAAGAUUGGGGAAGGCACCUACGGAACAGUGUUCAAGGCCAAAAACCGGGAGACUCAUGAGAUCGUGGCUCUGAAACGGGUGAGGCUGGAUGACGAUGAUGAGGGUGUGCCGAGUUCUGCCCUCCGGGAGAUCUGCCUACUCAAGGAGCUCAAGCACAAGAACAUCGUCAGGCUUCAUGAUGUCCUGCACAGUGACAAGAAGCUGACUUUGGUUUUUGAAUUCUGUGACCAGGACCUGAAGAAGUAUUUUGAUAGUUGCAAUGGUGACCUUGAUCCUGAGAUUGUAAAGAAUGGGGAGCUGAAAUUGGCUGAUUUCGGCCUGGCUCGAGCCUUUGGGAUCCCUGUCCGCUGUUACUCAGCUGAGGUGGUCACACUGUGGUACCGCCCACCGGAUGUCCUCUUUGGGGCCAAGCUGUACUCCACGUCCAUCGACAUGUGGUCAGCCGGCUGCAUCUUUGCAGAGCUGGCCAAUGCUGGGCGGCCUCUUUUUCCCGGCAAUGAUGUUGAUGACCAGUUGAAGAGGAUCUUCCGGCUGCUGGGGACGCCCACCGAGGAGCAGUGGCCCUCUAUGACCAAGCUGCCAGACUAUAAGCCCUACCCGAUGUACCCGGCCACAACAUCCCUGGUGAACGUCGUGCCCAAACUCAAUGCCACGGGGAGGGACCUGCUGCAGAACCUUCUGAAGUGUAACCCUGUCCAGCGUAUCUCAGCAGAAGAGGCCCUGCAGCACCCCUACUUCUCCGACUUCUGCCCGCCCUAGGCCCCAGGAUCCCCGGCCUCCAGGCUGGGGCCUGGCCUAUUUAAGCCCCCUCUUGGGAGGGGCAAGAUGGUGGGGGUGCCCCGUGCACUGUGCUCCAGCUGUGCUGGGCCCAGCUGGGGUGGGGUGCCUGAGCCUAAGUUUCUCACUCCCUUUGUGGACUUUAUUUAAUUUCAUAAAUUGGCUCCUUUCCCACA